Molecule: messenger RNA, 1594 nt
Organism: Octopus bimaculoides (California two-spot octopus)
Lineage: Eukaryota; Metazoa; Mollusca; Cephalopoda; Octopoda; Octopodidae
Source: RefSeq, a predicted model, not a curated record
CAUACGAUUCCGUAACAAUUUACCUUUAAAAAUUAAUAUCGUGUUUAAGUUUACAUGCAAAGUAUACGAGAAAGCAGUGACAACAAGUGACAAUAAUUAGAAGAUAUCAAAAGUUUUUAUGUUCAAGUGUAAAGAUGUUACUUAUGAAAAUAUUCAUUUUUUUAAUUGUGGUUUAUUUCAACGAAGCCGAAGAUUGUGUAAAGUUAAAUGUAACGAUUAACAAUACCAUGACUACAAUGCAGUAUAUUGUGUUCGGUGAAUUUAAUUAUACGACGGCUGAAAAGAAGUGUCUGAAAUGUAAUGGACACCUUUUCCAUGUUUAUACUAAAGAGAAGAUGAUGCGUUUAAGAGGUCAUAUCGAUGUUAGUAAGAAGUAUUGGAUUGGUUAUGAACGAAGGACUGAACCCGUCUGGACCUACCCUGAAUACGGUUAUUAUCCGAAGGUCUUGAAUUACACUAAUUUAACUAGUGAUAAUCCAGAUGAGAAGACACGCAAAUGUAUUGAGUUUGAUUUUCAAGUAAAGUGGGAAGAACCUUUAGCGAAGUGCUAUAUACUCUGUGAAAUAGAAACGAAGUUGUUUCUAUACAAAGUUACAGCCCACCCAAAUUUAAUAUGUAAUAAAAUAUAUUGUUACGAGAAAGUGCAAAUUGGUUAUUCCACUCAACGGUUGGUAUCUUGUAACGACAAAUCUAAAUCCCUUGAAGUCGAAUCUGGUGCAGAAUACCAGUUUCUCAAAGAAAAUAUGGAAGGUUUCAGUUACAUAGCUGCGAAUACAAAGACUAACACCCCAAUCUGUAAGAGGAAUGUCAUAUAUGAAAUGAAAUACGUUGUGACCACUGAAGCAAUACAAGACAUAACGAUACAAGAAACGAGCGAAACAGCCAAGACCAUUACCACCACAAGUUUAACUACUAAAACCGACGAGUCCACCUAUAGUUCAGCUACAACAAGUCAAGUAUCAACUGCUCUUCCAUCCGACGCUGAAGAUCAGAAUCACUAUACUUCAGCAAUGACAAGAAAAUUUGAAUUAAACAAUGUACAAGAGAAGAAAUCAGUGGUUGUUAGAAGUAGAAUAGAAUGUGCUGCAUUUGCUCUCCGUGAAAAAUCAACUUCAAUCAUAUACAACAAAGAUAGUAAAAUAUGUACCAUCUACGAUGAAAGCAGUAGUAACAAUAUUCAAUGUCAGAAUAAUAAGUGGUGUUACUCUUUCAUUUAAGAAACCAUUGGGAUUGUUAUGGUGUAUAUUGCAGUUAAUGAUAUUUCACCAAACAUUAGUCGAAACAUACAGUGAAUUAACUUCACUAAGGUAUUCAAAGUGUUUCGCGAGCAGUAGAAUUUUCAUGUGGUAAUUGAUGAAUAUGUCUUUGUGGCCUCUUUGAUUAACUUACCCAUUGCCAAGAAUAAUUUGGUUCAUUCUCUUAAUAAGACAGGUUUCAAGAUUAAACUAUUUCCCUUUCCGAACGUCGGUAACAUCUUUAAAACUUUAAAUGGGUAAGGUUGCGUUGUUUACUUCACCCUUAUUAUUAAUAUGAUAUCAUGUUUUUACUUCAAAGCACUGAUCCGCAAUUAUAAAAUCAAAUAAACUAUAAAUAU